Acanthoscelides obtectus is the source of this 3916-nucleotide messenger RNA. The record is from the annotation of a GenBank genome assembly. Lineage: Eukaryota; Metazoa; Arthropoda; Insecta; Coleoptera; Chrysomelidae.
GGAACAGUUAGGGGAAUUUCAUUAUUACUGCGCUUUAUUUAUCUUUUGCUUUGACAUUUGAGUUUGAGAUAACUUCAGUGAUUUUUGUGCUGUUUUAUCAAAGCUACAAAGCUUAUUAGUCCUCCAUUACACUAUAAAUCCAAAAAUGUCUAAAGUAAACGAUCGAGACCGAGCACCGAAUUAUCAAACAUACAAACUAGUAAUAGUCGGUGGUGGUGGUGUUGGAAAAUCUGCUAUCACUUUACAGUUUAUACAGAGCUAUUUUGUAACUGAUUAUGACCCCACAAUAGAGGACUCAUACACCAAACAAUGUGUCAUAGAUGAUAUCCCUGCAAAACUAGAUAUUUUGGACACUGCUGGACAAGAAGAAUUCAGUGCUAUGAGGGAGCAAUAUAUGAGGUCUGGAGAAGGGUUUCUACUUGUGUUUUCAGUAACAGAAAGAUCCAGCUUUGAUGAAAUAUACAAAUUCCAUAGGCAAAUAUUAAGAGUUAAGGAUAGAGAUGAGUUCCCUAUGCUCAUGGUUGGGAAUAAGGUAGAUUUAGAGCAUCAGAGAGUUGUAUGGCAAGAGGAAGCCCAACAAUUAGCCAGGCAGCUGAAGAUACCAUACAUAGAAUGCAGCGCAAAAAUGAGGAUGAACGUUGAUAAUGCAUUUUAUGAGUUGGUUAGGGUAGUCAGAAAAUUUCAGCUGUCUGAGCGACCCCCACUGAAACCAAACUACAUUAAAAGGAGUAAGAAAAAAUGUAGCAUUCUUUAAAGUUGUUUUUCUGUAGAUACAUGGACUGUUUGAUACAAACAUCACCUGUACACAAAAGUGACUGGUGUGAUGCUUUAGUACAUAUCAUUGGCCUUAUUUCUAUGAUGCCUGAUAUUUGGAAAAAAAGCAAACAAGGCCAUGCUGUAAUAUCUACAUUUUCCUAAAAAAAAAUAAAAAAUAUAAUGGGGUGUUUUCCACACCAAAAUUGCAUUUUUAAUUGCUGAUACACAUUGUUUACAAGCAUUUUUGAAAUUCGUUGCACUUUUUUCUUUUCUAAUUUCACUAGUGUGUUCUGAAAAACGUAUUUAAGAUUUAUGUGUUGAAAGCGAAUUCAUGUGUUUAAAAGAGAAAAGGUGAAAAUACUUAGAAUAUACUGUUUAGAGAUAAAAUAUUGGUAUACUGUAAAUUUUUUUUUGGAAAAUACCCCAUCAUUUUUUAUAUCAAUUCAACGAUUUUUUGCUUCACCUGUUAGAAAGGCACUUUCAUUUUAUAUUACGCAGCUUUAAGACUGUUCUAUAAGCUACAUGCAGACUUUAUGCUUGUUUCUCAGGUAAUUUAUCUUUCGAAUAUAACAAAUAUACCAAAAAUCAAAAAUUAUCGAACUUUUCCCCUCCUUUGAACUGAAGGCUUAUCAUAAUACCUUGACAAUGUUUGUCUUUCAUAAUCAGAAUUUGGCAGAAAUAUCCUACCUCUUAUAUUUAACAUACAUGUAGCUUUUUGCUAAGUGAUUCACACCAAUCACUAUAUUGUGAUUUUGAUGUCUAUAUAAAAAGUCACUUUUGGAUAUAUUUUCAUACUGCUCCGUGCGACUGUUAAGUUAUAGUAAAAUGUUGAUGAUAAAAUAUCAAUGGGAAAAUACUUAUUUCAUCCCAUUUUUGUGAUUCUACCCAAGCCAGAUGAUUUUCAGCUUUUUGUACAUAUAUUAAGGAUAGCAAAUCACCUAGUUUUAUUUUUUAUACGUAAAUUUUUUCGAGGUGUUAUUCUUAUCUGUCUUUUGUGACAUAUGGGGACAGACUGAACAGAUAAAUAUGUAGAUUGCUUUGUAUGUUAGUCUGAAGACAUGUUUUUUCAAUAGCAAAAUACUGCCUAUAAAAUUAAGUUAUAUGCACCAUUUCUACCAUCCAAAAUAACUAAUGUGCAUUCCAUAUAAAUGGUGCAUAAAGUGUUCAUUAGUAUUUAUUUGGUAUAAUGUGGAUGCUCAAACCUAAUUUGUAUUUUUAAGUGUUCAGUCUAUUCCUAGAACACCUAUAUAUAUACUGGAUUUUGUCCAUUACACAAUGCUGGAAAUUUGAAAUUUCGGAACUAUAUCACACCGAAUUUUUGUGUAUGGAAUAUUCUAUGUCCUAAUGCGUUUUGCAUUCGUCCGGCGACGAAAUAUUAUAUAUGAAUGUUCAUAUAAUCAAUAUACACAGAAAUUACUGACAUACAUUUUAUUUAUCUGUGGAUUUCUGUUAUUUCUAGCUGUAGAGGGAUACUUAUUGAGCAUUUUCUCGUGCAGCUCUUACCAAAAUGAAUUCCAUCUCAAAAUUGGACAUUCUUUUUCCUUUAAUAAAUUUGUUGAUCUGUGGAUCAAUUACACAGAAAAUGCUUAUAAAGUCUCUGUAUUGGAUUAUUAGUUUAUGUAUGUUUUACCGUUACGAUCUCUAUUGCUUAUGUGUUAUAGAAUGAAGCUAUUAGAUUGCUAAAAAUGGAAAAUACUUUUGCAAAUUGCAGCUUAUAUAUUUAGUGGCCUAGUUUCUUGUUGGAUCACCAGAUUUUUUUAUGAUGCAAUUCAAGCUGUCACAGUAGUGGUAUUGUUGCAUUAUUAAUUUCAUAGUAUAGUCCUUUGCACAACAGUGCAUCAAGGCUUUGUCUGUUAUAAAUUGUAAGGCCUCAAGACAAAAUAAAAUAACUUUCAAUUACUAAGUAUUUUCAAAAUAAUCAUGACUUGAAAGUUUACUUUCCUGGACUUUGUAUUCUGCUUCAUCAGAGUAUAUUUCUUGUGUAUCUAUUGUCAGAUGUGUACAAGAAAAAUCAUCAUAGUUUACUAUUAUACCAUGACAGCUUUUAUUUUACUAUUAAUUUGCAUAGGGUUCUCUACAAUGUCCAAGCACAGCCACUUUGUAAAUGCUACCAUAUGUAAAAGCAUGACAUUUGUUGUACAUGCUAUGUGCGCAUAAUAAACUCAAUUUUCUUCAAUAAAAUUUGAAUUUGUGAUCUCCAAAGUCCAAAUUACAUAGCUGUUCUUGUUGAGAUACCUUUUAUGUGGCGCGUGUUCACAAGUUGAAAUUAGCAACAUAGAAUUAUGAGAAAGUUUUAAUAAUGUCAAUUAAUUACUUAACGAAUGAAUUAAUGCUUUAAUUGAUUAAAAUUGUUAUUUUUGGAAUAUAUUUAGUGCGUAAUAGUUAGAACAUGUUGAAACACAAAAAAAAAUGUUCUGCGAGAUACUCAUAACCGAUUAAAGGAGAUUGAAAAAGUAACUGGAUUGUAUUUAUGUACUUGUUGAAACUUCUAGCAUACAAUCCUUACAGAAGAAAUGAGCUAUUUAGCUUCGACCAUGUUAUAAACUAAAUGUUAAAUGGUUUCAAAGGCUGAAAGGAAGUAUGUAUCAAAAAUAUUGUGUAUUUAGUAAAUCUACCAGCUUUUAUACUCUAUUUUGUAUGAAACAAUACAUUCAAAAUUACUUUGCCUUAAACGUGUAUAUUUAAACGCUUAUGUACCGUAUCCACAUCUAUGUGUAAUGCAUGAUUAUGUUCGUGUACAGUACAAAAUAAAAUUAGAUCUGUUUGACAAAUUCUUCAUUCAUUAUUCAUCCACAUAUAGACAAUAAAUGAUUAAAAUUAGCAAGGAAUAACAUUACAAAAAUACAUUGCUGCAGACUAGUUCACAACCAUUGAGCUGCGCUCACUUGAUUGUUGUAUAAUGACCGAGAACUUUUAACAUCUACCAAUUACAAGAGUGUUUCCGCUACUGAGCUCUGUCUGCCGAAUGCAAGUGUCUCGGUUCUUGUCAAAUAAAUCCUAAUAUUACAAAAAAUAUUGUUAAACUAUAUAAAAAUGUAAUCUGAAUGUAUGUUGAUCAGAUGUCUGUAUCUGAUAUGGUGCUAUAUUUUUUGAUUUGUGUCUUUGAUAAAGUGUGUUCACACUAAUUACAAUUUAUUAAUAAAUAUCUUAAUGUCUUGUC